Molecule: messenger RNA, 3707 nt
Organism: Colletotrichum destructivum
Lineage: Eukaryota; Fungi; Ascomycota; Sordariomycetes; Glomerellales; Glomerellaceae
Product: Putative Rab-GAP-TBC domain-containing protein
Exons: 4
Coding region: 501-3212 (903 amino acids)
Source: RefSeq, a predicted model, not a curated record
AGAAGAGAAAGGGAAAAAAAAGAAAAGGGAGGGAAGGGCAACUCGUUGCACGCCACACCCGUUCUUCGACUACUAACCUCGACCCUCGACCCGUCAAUCCUGAUCCCUUCGUCUCUUUACUCUCGGUCGUCCGUUCUUCUGGCAAGCUCACCAACAAGAUCAUCACAGCAACAAAGCAAACCCCUCUCAGCGUCCCCCCUCGUCCCUCUCCUCGCUGCACUUCACGAAUACCAUAGCACCGUACCACAAAGUAUUCUUCAGCAGCACAGACGACACAGUGUACAAUCACCUCCCUACCUAACUACCUUGCAUUACCUACUUGCCUUAGUGCUGGAACGCCCACUCCCCCAUUUCCAUGGCCACCAACUGAGGUACUAACAAGUCCGACAUUGACUGGAGGAGAAAGAGAAGCCCAUCCCACCAAACUGCACACACACACUCACACCUACAACCCACCAACAUAGGUCAGCGCAAGUUGACCUACGAUUCUCGACCUCGCCAUGUCCCAGCCAGACAAGCCUGCUGCGACCAUUUCGCCCGAGGUCACAAAGGAAACGAAAGACAAGAGACUUUCGACCGACUCCGAUUCAGAUGAGGAGAAUCAGCAGGAUGCUUUCGAAGACGCCGCCGUCGACGUCGCCGAGGUAGCUGAGGUGGCCGAAGUCCGCUCCCUUACCCAGAGGACGCCUUCGGUCUCGAAACCGCCGCCCACCGAGGAAACGGACGCUGAACCCCCGAAAAAGGAGGAGAUCGAACAUGAAGAGGAUGCAGCAGCUCCGCCAUCACCGGCAAAGGAAACCAACCACUUUGUCGACGAAGAAUUCAAGAGCGACGACGACUAUAGCGAAAUUAAAAGGAAGGCGUCUCCCGUAUCCCACCGUCUCUCCAACACCUCCAAUUUGGACGACAUCAAGCUGGACGACGACCACCCUACUCUGCAAGAAUCAGAAUCGAAACCCAUUAGUCCUGUCGAAGAGAAACCCCCGCCCAAGAAGAUGUCCAUUAGCAGCAUCACCGGCGCCCUCCCAUCCAUGCCAUGGUCGCCGCCAGCCGAGCCAUCGCCCGCCAAAUCCCCUAUAGUCCCAGCCGCGGCCCCUCCGCAAACCGCUCCUUCUGCCGCACUGCCACCACCCCCAGGGCCGCCGACCAGGAAGCUCACAAGUCCCUUCUCCUGGCUGUCCCGCAACAGCACAAGCAAGGAAAAGGAGACCUCGCCUCCUCCUCAAGCCUCCCCUCGACGCAAUACUGCCAGCUCCAUCGCGACCUUGACAAGCAACUCCGAGAUGAUGCUCGGCAGGCUGGAUGAAGAGAAGGAGGGGGCCGGCGCCAGCGGUGUGCCCCGCCAUAGCUUGAAAGAUCGCUUCAAGAUGGUGCGGCUACGGGAAGAAGCGGGCAUCACGUUGCCGAGCGACGACGACAAACCUGCUCCACCCCCCAAAGGACUGGGUUUGAGCACCCCUCCUGCACAGAUCGGCAACGAUAAGGAGCUGGGGGCUGACCAGGCACCGAAGUCGCCACUACCCACGACCCCGAACCCGGCAUUGGCACCAGGGACGGUAUCUGGAGUCUCGGCCGGUCCAUCUGAUAUGUCGGAUGCUCAGGUAGACUGGGAUCUGUGGCAGUCUGUCGUCUACGAAGGCCCAGCGGUCGUUGCGCGAACGAGCUCCGAGGAGUUGAACAGGGCUAUAGCCAGCGGUAUUCCUAACGCCAUCCGAGGAGUCAUCUGGCAAGUCUUGGCCCAGAGCAACAACGAAGAGCUCGAGAUCAUGUACAGAGAGCUUGUGGUUAGAGGCACUGAUAAGGAAGUCAAUCGGAACAGCCAGAGCACCGUCAGUUCGGGAAGCAACGGAAACCUCAGCAUACAGAACGAUGUUGUCAACUCUUCUGCGUCGUCGAUUCAUUCGGAGCAUUCGGGCGCAAACGGCAUGCCCUCGCCCCACGAAAAGAGCGCCGAGGCCGUGUUGAAGGCACAGCAGGCGGCCACCGUGGCGAGGCAAAAGAAGCAAAAGGAGGACACCGCCAUGCUGCAGAAGCUGGAGAAGACCAUUCGGCGGGACCUGGGCGCGAGAACCAGCUUCUCCAAAUACGCGGCUGCGGCGGGGCUCCAAGAAGGCCUCUUCGGCGUGUGCAAGGCAUAUGCUCUGUUUGAUGAGGCAGUCGGCUACGCCCAAGGCAUGAACUUCCUUAUUAUGCCGCUCCUGUUCAAUAUGUCGGAGGAGGAAGCAUUCUGCCUGCUGGUACGGCUGAUGAACCAUUACCACCUACGCGAUCUCUUCAUCCAGGAUAUGCCCGGUCUUCACAAGAACUUGUACAUCUUCGAGCGCCUCCUCGAGGACUUUGAGCCCGCUCUGUACUGCCACCUCCGCCGCCGCAGCAUCUCACCGCAUCUAUACGCUACCCAGUGGUUCUUGACGCUCUUUGCCUACCGCUUCCCCCUGCAACUUGUGCUGCGUAUCUACGACUUGAUUCUAUCCGAGGGCCUGUCGGCGAUUCUGCGCUUCGGCAUCGUCCUGAUGCAGAAAAAUGUUGCCAACUUACUCGCCAUCUCGGAUAUGCAGCAGCUCACAGUCUUCCUUAAGGACAAGCUAUUCGACGCUUACAUUGACACGGCACCGAGCGCCGGAAGUAUCUUGGAAAACGGCUUCUUUGGAAGCUCCAGUUCGAGCAUGGACAAGGAAGUGUACCGCGCCGACCAGUUCGUCAGGGAUGCUUGCGAUGUGAAGAUCACCCCUGAGAUCCUGAAGGCUUACACCCUCGAAUGGGAAGAGAAAACGAGGGCGGAAAAGGAACGUGAGGCAGAGCUCGAGCAGUUGCGGAGCGCCAACAUCAACUUUGCCGUGAAGGUGCGCAAGCUCGAGGAACGUGUCGAGGCGUAUGACAGCGAGCAGGCAGCCCUCGCUACGGAACUGGUUCACACCAAGGUCGAGAACGAGGAGCUCAAGGAUGAAAACGAAAGUCUCAAAGGACAGGUUCGCGAGCUGCGUAACGUCAUCCAGAAGCAGCCCGAAGAGCUCGAGAAUGCAUGGAAGGCUGAGCGCGACGAUCUCAUGAAGCGCAACCAGAAGGUUCAUGAGGAGAACGAGAAGUUGGAGAAGGAGAUGGCAGAGUUGGAGGAGGAGCUUGUGCAGACCAAGAUGCAGUAUGCCGAGAUCAACUCUCAGCACGAGACACUUACACGGAAGUGGACGGACCUCAAGCGACAGUUUGCCUGAAGUGACGUGUCCGAAGUACAAUCCUGGUAAACCCAGAAGCAGAAUUCUCUGAACAUCUUAAUGUACAAAAAGUAAUUAUGGCUUCCCAUUAAGAAUGGAGAGGUUUGUGUUGUGUGCUUGCUGGCCGAACGCACAUCUGGGCGCCAAAGAUGGCUAUGGGGGCAACAAGGAACCGGGGAGGAGGAUCCAAGAAAUGGACAUUCAUGUUUGAUAUCCCAAGAAACAUUGCAACAACAGAGCUGUAGGAACACACCGGUGGAGACAAGCACAGGCGUAGAGUUGACAUUGGACUGGCCAGCCGCCCCUGACAUCAAAACGGGGCCUAUGCCGGAGGAAAGCCAUGUCGAGACAAACGGGAAGGAGUUCAUGGCGAUGAGUUGGCUUCCUUGAGUAGAAUUCUACAACUACGACACCAGUUACAGAAUAUGGCAAAACAGCACUUCACGUUAAAUAAGCGAAUGAACCCAUGUGUUUGAGGCAGGCAAAAACUUGGUG